CUUCCUCUUCCGGCGCGGUCCCGCGCAGUUCAAACCGGAGCGGAGCCAUGGCGGGCAGGCCGCUGCAGGAGCUGGAGGAGCUGGAGGAGCUGAGCGAGGAGCUGGGCAAGCUGCUGCUGUCGGGGCGCGCCGCCGCCCUCCUGCGGCAGGGCUUGGAGCUGCAGGCGCGGGGGGACAACGGGCUCCUGGCGGCGCAGGCGGAGGCGACCCGCUUGGACACAGAGCUCCGGGCGGCCGAGGAGACGGUGGCGCGGGCGCUGGUGGCGCGGGAGGCCGCGGUGCAGCGCGGGCGGCAGCGGCUGCGGGAGCUGCGGGACGAGCUGCGGCGGGCGCGGGAGGCGCUCGGCAGCCUCAGGGACAGCAAUGGCGCCCUGCGCCGGGAGCUGGAGGAGCUGAAGGUCCAGCAGCAGCAGCUGGAAGAGGACAACAAGAAGGAUGAGGAUGGGGUCAUCUCCUUGGAGUACAUCAUUCACCUCUACCACAAGCUCAGCCACAUCUCCUGGGACCACGAGGCUGAGCCGUGGCACAUCAAAGGCGUUCACUUCGGACCCCCCAUUGCUCAGCCCAUUGACAUCGACGGCCGGCGCCAUUCCCGCUGCUUCAUCAGUGAUUACCUCUGGAGCCUCAUCCCCAGCGAGUGGUGACCCCCCCCAGCCUGAUACUACCCCCCCCUUUCUGUUUGACCCCCAACACCACCAUUGGGAACCCAAUAAACUCAGGCAAGUGGGUGCCAGCCUCAA
Molecule: messenger RNA, 740 nt
Organism: Strigops habroptila (Kakapo)
Lineage: Eukaryota; Metazoa; Chordata; Aves; Psittaciformes; Psittacidae
Gene: SPC24
Product: SPC24 component of NDC80 kinetochore complex
Exons: 6
Coding region: 48-644 (198 amino acids)
Source: RefSeq, a predicted model, not a curated record